Molecule: messenger RNA, 736 nt
Organism: Haliotis rubra (blacklip abalone)
Lineage: Eukaryota; Metazoa; Mollusca; Gastropoda; Lepetellida; Haliotidae
Product: 3-oxoacyl-[acyl-carrier-protein] reductase FabG-like
Exons: 9
Molecular function (GO): oxidoreductase activity
Source: RefSeq, a predicted model, not a curated record
AUGGCGUCUAUUGGGAGGCUCGAUGACAAAGUUGCACUAGUGACAGGUGCCAGUUCCGGUAUUGGUGCCGGCACAGCCAUAUUGUUUUCUCAGCUGGGAGCCCGUGUCAUCAUCACAGGGAGGAAUGAGGAGAACCUGGAGAAGACAGCAGAGCAGUGUAACCAGGACAAGUACAAGGUGAAGCCGGUGCCGCUGAUUGGUGAUUUGACUAAAGAGAACGAUGUACAGCGUAUCGUGGACGAAACCACAGCGGCUGCAGGCAGGCUUGACAUAUUGGUUAACAACGCAGGGGUGUUUAGCGCUGUCAGUAUUGAAACAACAAGUCUUGAGGACUUUGACAAGAUAUUCAACAUCAAUGUCAGGUCUGUGUAUAAUAUAACAAUGCUGUGUGUGCCGUAUCUGGUGAAGACGAAAGGCAACAUCGUCAACGUCUCCAGCAUUGCAGGACUCCGUCCAUUUCCUGACAUUUUGCCGUAUAGCAUGUCAAAGAGUGCUCUUAACCAGAUGACCAGAUGUGUUGCACUGGAAAUGGCGCCCAAACAUGUCAGAGUUAAUGCCGUAAACCCAGUGGCGACUGACACCGAUAUCUUCAGACGUGCUGGAUUUAGUGAAGAGGACAAUGCCAAGCUCCUCGAACAAUGUAAGUCAGUACUCGCCCUGGGUCGAGUAGCAGAGGUUAUUGACAUUGCCAACCUCAUCGCCUACCUGGCCUCCGACAGCGCAUCGUUCAUGACGG